This is a messenger RNA of Rhodamnia argentea, 2763 nucleotides long. Its product is annotated as probable glycosyltransferase At5g03795. Lineage: Eukaryota; Viridiplantae; Streptophyta; Magnoliopsida; Myrtales; Myrtaceae. Gene Ontology annotation, molecular function: glycosyltransferase activity. The record is from RefSeq and is a predicted model, not a curated record. The transcript has 5 exons. Bases 278 to 1942 code for a protein of 554 amino acids.
GCGGGACUCUCCCUCCCUCUCUCUUCGCCCCUUUUCGCCUUCUUUUCGGGGCUCAGCCAAAUCGGUCAGGGCUCAGUCCGACUCAUCUCCGAUCAAGCUCCUGCGGAUUCCGAUCGCUUGUUCUCGAUUCUCCAGGUGUGGAUAGUGUGGACUUCACCAAUCUUGACUGUGUUUCCUUCUGGAAGAUUGUUUGCAUGAUGUGCACAUACUUGAGACAAAGGGAUAAGCUGGUCGUUCCUCUAUUGAGUGGCAAAAUUGAAGUUUCUUGCAUAGUGAGAUGAGAAAAUUUUUACCACAGAUUGCUCUUGCACUGAUGGGGGAGCUCUUUCGGCUUUGUAUUGGUAGAAGAAUUGACUGGAGAAAGAUUUUCUUUUUCGGAGUCAUCAUGACUUUAGCCAGUGUUCUGCUUCCAAACAUCAUCUUCCCUUAUACACUGGACACAUGGUUCUUCUCUCCUUCCGUAACAAUUUUUCCACAUGCUAUUUUCAAUGGAACCGCCCAUUUGAGUGAGACUGUCAAUGGUGCAAGGGUUGAACAAUCUCACCUAGUUCCAGCUGCCCCAGUCACUUCUGUAAAUGCUUCAACUAACUUAACUCAGUUCGUGUCAGUUGAGGAGGAGAUACCUGCAGUAACUCUAGAAGAAAAGCUGCAGUCUAAUUUAUCAGAGAAGAUCAACAUAUUGGAAGAAGAAAAGAUUUUAUCCUCACCUCUCCCUUUUCUUGCUUCCCCUCCUCCCCCUCCUCCUAAAAGAUACGUGUCCCCACCACAUUUGCAGAGAGGCUUAUGGUCUUUGCCACCUCAUGAGGCAUUGGUAUAUGCAAAAAAGGCGAUUGCACAUGCUCCACCAGUUACUGAUGUUCCAAAUUUGUAUGCUCCGUUAUUUAGAAAUAUUUCUGUCUUCAAAAGGAGCUACGAAUUGAUGGAACAAAUACUCAAGGUUUAUAUAUAUCCAGAUGGACGACGUCCAAUUUUCCACCAACCCUACCUCAGGGGAAUCUAUGCUUCGGAAGGUUGGUUCAUGAAGCACAUGGAGGGGAACCGCCAAUUUGUCACGAGGGAUCCUGAAAAGGCUCACUUGUUCUAUCUAGCUUACAGUGCACGCCAGUUGCAGAAGGCACUUUAUGUGCCUGACUCUCAUAAUAUGAGACCGCUAUCGAUUUUCUUGAGAGAUCAUGUGAAUUGGAUUGCUGCAAAAUAUCCUUUCUGGAAUAGGACACAUGGGUCGGAUCAUUUCCUCGUUGCUUGUCAUGACUGGGGUCCAUACACAGUGACUGAGCAUGAGGAACUAAGGAAAAACACCAUAAAAGCUCUAUGUAAUGCUGAUCUAUCAGAAGGAAUUUUUUCUGCUGGAAGGGAUGUUUCCCUAGCAGAGACGACAAUAAGAACCCCAAGGAAGCCUCUUAGAUAUGUUGGUGGUAAGAGAGUGUCUCAGCGCCCCAUUCUUGCAUUCUUUGCUGGAAACAUGCAUGGUCGGGUACGUCCCACUCUUCUCAAGUUCUGGCAAGAUAAAGAUGAAGACAUGAGAAUUUAUGGGCCUCUGCCCAAUAGAGUCUCCCGGAACAUGUCUUAUGUAGUACACAUGAAGUCUAGCAAAUACUGUAUAUGCCCCAUGGGUUAUGAAGUUAACAGCCCCAGGAUUGUCGAGGCAAUAUACUACGAAUGUGUUCCGGUUAUAAUCGCUGACAACUUUGUUCCUCCUUUGAAUGAAGUCCUAGAUUGGAGUGCUUUCUCUGUCAUCGUGGCAGAGAAGGAUAUUCCAAAACUAAAGGAGAUACUAUUGGCGAUUCCUAUGAGGAAGUAUAUGCAGAUACAAGCCAAUGUGAAGAUGGUGCAAAAGCAUUUUCUGUGGAAUCCAAGACCACUCAGAUAUGAUUUGUUCCACAUGAUUCUGCAUUCUAUUUGGUUUAGCAGGUUGAAUCAGAUCUCUCUCCCGUCAGCAUAGUAACUUUCUCUCUUUUUGCUGUGGUCUGAAGUCAAAGAGCGUGCUUGAGAUCAGAUGGAUAAACUUAUGCAAAAUUAGCAGAAGCGAUUAAUUUGCACUCUCCGAAAACGACAGCCCUGUUAUUUGAGACUACGACAGAUUUUGGCAGUACUUCAGAAUCAAUGACAGCCCUAGGAUACCACGGGGGAAACAUAUGAAUUAUGCAUGACUAAUGUUGCAGGUACGUUUGCUCAUCCUAAUUACUAACUUUCUCGGGGUUGGGAGACAAGUGCGGACAUGAAUUUGAUUGGCUGAGAAUACGCUUCACUAGAUUCUACUGUGGAUCCACAACUGCCUCUGCCCCAGGCUUGAUUUUAACUUGCACCUAGAACUCACUGCUUUGGAACGAAGUACGUUCCGACCAAUAGGCGGACCUGGCCUGGGGACCAGGCUAGAAAAUCUUUGUCUAUGCCCACCCUCGCUUAACUUCACUCAGUUCUUCCGUCGCCUUGGUGAGUGCAUUCGGUGCUAUCCACUUCCCAUCAUGUCUAAUAGUAAAAGCCGAUCUCGUGUUGUCAAGGAAAUUUUGUGCACCUUGUGCAUGCAUGCAUCAUCUCUGCUGGUUUCUGAAGCUUUAUGUCGACCUUCUGCAGCGAGACGACCACCCACUUGGUGGAACACUCUUUAAGAGCAUGCGGCAGAUACAGCGAGUUGGUAUGGCUUCAAACUCCAUAUGACAUUGAGGUGUACAGAAACAAUCUCUAAGAAUGCCCCACUGUACAGCAUUAUUGUUUUGUGUGAGAAACAGGACCAUCAAUUUGUACUGUGACCACCACCUUCAU